CGAACNCGAGCGGAAGGAAGGCGGCGCGUCGCUGAUUACGUAAGCGACUGCGGCCCUACAGUUCCACUGGCUCGUGUGUACGAAGCUGCCAGCUUGCAGUUCGGGGCUGGGCUCCUGUAGGACCUGCGAUCCCAGCACCGACGCCAGCUACACCCAGCUGCCGCCUGAACAUGGACUCUGCUAGCCAAGAUAUCAACCUGAAUUCUCCUAACAAAGGUGUGCUGUCUGACUUUAUGACUGACGUCCCUGUUGACCCAGGUUUGGUCCACAGGACUCCAGCUGUAGAAGGCCUGACAGAGGGGGAGGAAGAAGAGCUUCGGGCUGAGCUUGCUAAGGUGGAAGAAGAAAUUGUCACUCUGCGCCAGGUGCUGGCAGCCAAAGAGAGGCACUGUGGAGAGCUGAAAAGGAGGCUGGGUCUCUCCACAUUAGGGGAGCUGAAGCAGAACCUGUCUAGGAGCUGGCAUGAUGUGCAGGUCUCUACUGCCUAUGUGAAAACGUCUGAGAAACUUGGAGAGUGGAAUGAGAAAGUGACGCAGUCUGACCUCUACAAGAAGACUCAAGAAACUCUUUCACAGGCUGGACAGAAAACAUCAGCUGCCCUGUCCACCAUGGGCUCUGCCAUCAGCAGGAAGCUUGGAGACAUGAGCAGCAGCUACUCCAUCCGCCACUCGAUAAGUAUGCCUGUCAUGAGGAACUCAGCCACCUUCAAGUCAUUUGAAGACCGAGUGGGGACCAUAAAGUCUAAGGUUGUGGGUGGCAGAGAGAAUGGCAGCGAUAACCUCCCUUCCUCACCUGGAAGUGGUGACCAGACAUUGCCGGAUCAUGCACCUUUCUANGCCUGUCCUAGCUUGCCAGCCACAGAGUACAGAAGCACACCCUCAUCAUCACAGCUGCAACUCUGCAUGACAGAGCAACCAGUCAGAGACAGUGAAGAGCUGGUUUUGAAGACAGUCAUACCCAUGUUCAUGCAGAUGUGGCUGCCUUGGCAUGAAUUAGAGAACAGUCUUGUACAUAAAUGUUUUACACUAAAGUUCGUAGAUGAAGCAGACCACUGUGCCAUCCUUUCAAGGGCCACAGGAAAUGGACAGGGUGGCGGGGCACUGAGGCCUGAGGAGCGCUGAACAGGAGCCCUGCUCCCUUUGAAGGUCUCAGCAGAGUGCUGAGGGGAGAAGUGUGAGUAUUGAGUGAACAGUAUUUCCUUCCUGACCUCCUCCCCUAGCUCAGGAGGAAUACACUCACCUAGGUAAUAUCGCAUGGUUGCAGUUGUCAUACAGACUGAGAGAGUUGCCUAUUUUCUGAGACCCUAGAAAGGAAACAUAGCACCUGCUUCAUUCUUACACUAACAACCUGGCUUUGGCAGAAGCAGAUUUACUAUUUUUUAAAUGUGAUAGCCUUUUCAAAAAUUAAAUAGGAAAAAAAAGUGAGGCAAGACAGCUUUAGCCUCAUUGUUGAAUAUUAUUUCUUUGAAUUCAAGCUGAAACUCAAGCCUUACAUUGCCUUAUGCUUUGUUUAUAGUCUUUUUAUAUAUCUAAAUAAAUGAAGGUUCUUUAAUGGGUUAUGAUACAAUGUAGAAUUUUAUUCUAGCCCAUCUCAUACUCCUGCCAGUACCAGUUAUUACAUUUUCUUUCUUUAAUACUUUCUCCUGGUGUGCAAAACUUGAUUCUCUUAAGGAGUGGCAUUUUCCAAUAGCUUUCCACUCUGACCCACAGGGCUCUUGUGCUGUAGGUCAAGAGAGCUGAAAGAAGAAAAAAAAAAGCCUUUAUCUUUAGCACCUGAAUGGGAUGUGCUCUGCACAGUGUUGCUUUACUGACAGUGGGCAGGGCUCUGGUCCAUAGUCUCUGCCUGUUUAUUACAAGGAGAAUAAAUGAACCAACCUUACAGAUCGGGUAGGGGAUGUGGUUUUGGUUCAGCCAGAACUCUGCUGUUAUCUUUUCUCAGGAGCUUCAAAGAUUUCUAAGUUCUUUCCUCCUGCUUCUAAUUGCCACAUUCUGCAGCCUCUCAAUACCAGGGCCCUGUGUGUUGAGAGUCAUGAUUUGGAGAGAGGGGCAGCACUGUGCCUUAAUGGCUCUUAGCAGGGCAAAGACUUUAUCUGUUUGUACACAUCUCUGCACUCCUAGGGUGAGGUGGGAUUUGUCCAUUUUAGUUUCUGGUUUGACACAGUGUGAGGUGUCUUGAUUAUCAAGUACUCCUGGUUUCUUUGGACACCCUUAGAAUACUCUACCACACAAAGCAAGGAACAGCGAAUAAAUGNGGAACUGAAGAAGAGCACACCAUUGGUGUCGUCUUUUCCAGGGUUAAAAACAAUAGCUGUGUGAGGGAACACAUUACAGGAGUGUAGGUCACUGAUGUAUCUUCCUACAAAUAUUAGAAGGCAACUUGCAAUAAAGCAUUCCUUUGGAGGAAAAUCCACAUCCAUUUGUUUGGUCUGUCUUUUAGGAUAAUGACAAGAGAUCAGAGUAAAUGCAUAUGAUUCCUUGCUUUGAAUGGGGACAAGCAGGAGACAAUCAUGUAUAAAUUACAAGUCUUUAGUGUGCAUAUAAAAAAGGAGGGAAUUGUAUAGAAGCUGUAUCUCUGGAUAAGACCAAGAAUAUAUACCAGGCGUGCAAUGUAGGGGUUUACAGUCCAUUAUCAAGAUUGGCUACACUGAAGAGGCCUUUUUGUCCCAGUAAACAUCUAGUUUUGCUGACUUUUGCUAUGAAGCUAUGCCAGGAGCUCACCUGGCAGAAGAAGGCAUUAGGAAGACCAGCAUCAGACCCACUGAGAGAAGACUGUUACCCCAUGGUACAACAAUCCUUAGGAGGUAUGCUCUUAUUCUGCAGAUGAGGGGCCAUGUGAAAUAAUGAGUAAUUGAAGACCCUUAAGUGCGUAUCGAACAGGGUAAGUUGGAGUUGUGGGCCAGAUUAGAAGGGCUAAGUGGUAUGGGUGGGAUGGGGAAUGGCCCUCGCACUGGGCAAGCCUCGACCACAGGGCAANAACUACAUCUGGGCUAGAAAGUCAAUAUUUGCACUAGAUGAUAUUGGAAGGCAAUUCACUAUGCUCCAGUCAUUAAGCAAAUACUAUAACAUGCUCUGUGGAUGAGAGGUUGCCUACUGGGCUUUGUGGGUCCAUGACUGUGUUCAUGGACCCAGGCCUCAGGACUGUACUCCUUAAAGAAGAUGUGUUCUUCCUCACAACUCUGGUACUCAUCACAUGAGGUGUGAUGAAGGUCUCAGUACUGUAGACUGGAGCAAGCUGAACAGGUAGAGCCAGGGCAUGUUGGAGGGUUUGUACUAGGGAAGACUCCAACUGAGGAUGGUGGAAUCUGCCUAAUUGAUAUAAAGGGACAAGAUAAAGCUUAGCAUCAAAGGCAAAACCUGAAAACCCCUCAAAUAUGUAACUGCCACCAGAAUUCCUGUCAUACAGUCUCUUAAAGGUUGACAUACUAGCUUGGCAUAGUGGCAUAUACACCUUCAGCACUUAGGACGCAGAGGCAGGUGGGUGUCUGUGAGUGUGAGGCCAGCCUGGUCUAUGAAGAGAGUUCAAAGACAGCAAGGGCUACACUAAAAAACCCUGUCUAUAAAUCAAGGUUACAUUUAGGUUAUAAACAAACAAGCUUGC
This is a messenger RNA of Mus caroli (Ryukyu mouse), 3597 nucleotides long. RefSeq names its product TPD52 like 2 (gene Tpd52l2). Lineage: Eukaryota; Metazoa; Chordata; Mammalia; Rodentia; Muridae. Gene Ontology annotation, cellular component: cytoplasm. The record is from RefSeq and is a predicted model, not a curated record.